CCCUUCGCCGCCGCCGCCUCCUCCCGGGAGUCGACCGGGCGGCGCCCGCCCUCGCCGCUCCUCCGCCCUCCCCGCCGGCCCCGGGCUCUAUUUAGGGGUCAGGAUCUCUUCCUAGAUGGGAUAAGCUGUAAAGAUGUUUAGUUUUGAAGGGGAUUUCAAAACCAGGCCCAAGGUGUCCCUUGGAGGAGCGAGUAGGAAGGAAGAAAAGGCUUCUCUUUUACAUCGUACUCAGGAAGAAAGAAGAAAGAGAGAGGAAGAAAGGCGAAGAUUGAAAAAUGCAAUAAUUAUCCAGUCGUUUAUUAGAGGCUAUAGAGACAGAAAACAGCAAUAUUCUAUCCAAAGAAGUGCAUUUGAUCGUUGUGCUGAUUUGUCACAGUCUGGUGGCACUUUCCCUAUUGCUAGUGGUUCCAGCCUUACUCUUUUGGUAAGGCAGCUUCUGUUUUUUUACAAACAGGAUGAAGACUCAAAACGUCUGAUCUGGGUGUGCCAGAACGUGGUUAAGUACAGUUGCCUGUUUGUCAAGCAGCUGAACGGGCCUGAGAGACUUACAUGCUUAUUUCAGAUAAAGAGGUUGAUGAGCCUGUGCUGCAGGUUAUUGCAGAACUGUAACGAUGACAGUUUGAAUGUUGCACUUCCAAUGAGAAUGCUUGAGGUGUUUUCAUCUGAGAAUACAUACUUGCCUGUUCUACAAGAUGCUAGCUAUGUGGUAUCAGUAAUUGAACAAAUUUUGCAUUACAUGAUUCAAAAUGGGUAUUAUAGGUCUCUCUAUUUGUUAAUUAACAGCAAGCUUCCACCAAGUAUUGAAUAUUCUGAUUUAUCUCGAGUUCCUGUAGCAAAAAUUUUGCUGGAGAACGUUCUAAAACCAUUGCACUUUACUUACAACUCCUGUCCAGAAGGCGCAAGGCAACAAGUUUUUACAGCCUUCACAGAGGAGCUUUUGGCAGCGCCUUUUACGGAUCAGAUUUUUCAUUUCCUCCUUCCGGCGUUAGCGGAUGUGCAGACAGCUUUCCCUUACGAAGCCUUUCUCAGUGCACUCUUGUUGAUAGAGAGAAAAUGUUCAGACACCAGUGCAGGAGCACCGUGGCUUUUCUACUUUGUUUUAACUGUUGGCGAAAGUUAUUUGGGGACCCUCUCUGAGGAAGGACUCCUAGUAUAUUUACGAGUACUGCAGACCUUCCUGUCUCAGUUACCGGUUUCAUCUGCCCACACGAGCUGUCACGAUUCAGCCAGUGGUUCUGAAGAUGAGAGCGAAGACGCAGAUAAGCAGCUGGGCAGCCCUGAGGGUGGUCGACUGUCAAUACCAUAUAUAACAGAGGAAUGUCUGAAAAAGUUGGAUACGAAACAGCAGACAAACACUCUAUUAAACAUGGUAUGGAGGGAUUCAGCGAGCGAGGAAGUCUUUACAAUGAUGGCAUCCAUCUGCCAUAUGCUAAUGGUACAGCAUCGAAUGAUGGUACCCAAAGUCAGGCUUCUCUACAGCCUAGCCUUUAAUGCCAGGUUCCUGAGACAUCUUUGGUUUCUAAUAUCUUCUAUGACAACACGCAUGAUCACAGGGUCUAUGGUGCCACUGCUUCAGGUGAUAUCAAGGGGUUCUCCCAUGUCUUUUGAAGAUUCUAGUCGAAUCAUCCCACUGUUUUAUCUUUUUAGCUCUUUGUUUAGUCAUUCGUUAAUUUCUAUACAUGAUAAUGAAUUCUUCGGUGAUCCCAUCGAAGUUGUAGGUCAGAGACAAUCAUCAAUGAUGCCUUUUACUUUGGAAGAGCUAAUAGUGUUGUCUCGAUGCCUUCGAGAUGCCUGCUUAGGGAUCAUCAAGCUGGCUUACCCGGAAACAAAACCAGAAGUUCGAGAAGAAUAUGUUACAGCAUUUCAAAGUAUUGGAGUUACUACUAAUUCUGAAAUGCAACAAUGUAUACAGAUGGAACAAAAACGAUGGAUUCAGUUAUUUAAGGUUAUCACCAAUCUGGUGAAGAUGUUGAAGUCCAGAGACACCAGAAGAAACUUUUGUCCUCCGAAUCACUGGCUGUCAGAACAGGAGGACAUUAAAGCAGAUAAGGUCACCCAGCUCUAUGUACCAUCAUCCAGAAAUGUGUGGCGGUUCCGGCGAAUGGGAAGAAUAGGUCCAUUACAAUCUACCCUGGAUGUGGGUCUGGAGUCGCCACCACUCUCUGUGUCUGAGGAGAGACAGCUCGCCAUUCUCACAGAAUUGCCGUUUGUAGUUCCGUUUGAGGAACGGGUAAAGAUCUUUCAAAGGCUGAUUUAUGCUGAUAAACAAGAAGUACAAGGAGAUGGUCCAUUUCUGGAUGGAAUUAAUGUCACAAUAAGGAGAAAUUAUAUUUAUGAAGAUGCUUAUGACAAACUUUCCCCAGAAAAUGAGCCUGACUUGAAAAAGCGAAUCCGUGUGCACUUACUCAAUGCCCACGGCCUGGAUGAAGCUGGCAUUGAUGGUGGCGGCAUUUUCAGAGAGUUUUUAAAUGAACUACUGAAAUCCGGAUUUAACCCCAACCAGGGUUUUUUUAAGACUACUAAUGAAGGGCUUCUGUAUCCCAACCCAGCUGCUCAGAUGCUUGUUGGAGAUUCUUUUGCCAGACAUUACUACUUCCUAGGAAGAAUGCUUGGAAAGGCUCUCUAUGAAAACAUGCUGGUGGAGCUGCCUUUUGCUAGCUUUUUCCUUUCGAAGUUGCUUGGAACUAGUGCAGAUGUGGACAUCCAUCAUCUAGCUUCAUUAGACCCUGAGGUAUAUAAGAAUUUGCUCUUUCUCAAGAGCUAUGAAGGUGACGUGGAGGAACUUGGGCUGAACUUCACUGUGGUGAAUAAUGACCUCGGAGAGGCACAGGUAGUUGAACUAAAAUUUGGUGGGAAAGAUAUUCCUGUCACAAGUGCUAACCGAAUUGCAUAUAUCCAUCUCGUAGCGGACUACAGACUAAACAAACAAAUUCGCCAGCAUUGUCUGGCUUUCAGACAGGGUCUGGCCAAUGUUGUUAAUCUUGAAUGGCUCCGGAUGUUUGAUCAGCAAGAAAUUCAGGUGUUAAUUUCUGGUGCACAAGUUCCCAUAAGUCUAGAGGACUUAAAAUCCUUCACGAACUAUUCAGGAGGCUAUUCUGCAGACCACCCUGUGAUUAAAAUCUUUUGGAGAGUUGUAGAAGGCUUCACUGAUGCAGAAAAGCGCAAGCUGCUGAAGUUUGUAACAAGUUGCUCUCGACCCCCUCUCUUGGGAUUUAAGGAACUGUAUCCUGCGUUUUGCAUUCACAAUGGAGGCUCUGACCUGGAGCGGCUUCCCACUGCCAGUACCUGCAUGAACCUGCUAAAGCUCCCUGAAUUUUAUGACGAGACCCUUCUACGAAGUAAACUUCUCUAUGCUAUUGAAUGUGCUGCUGGGUUUGAAUUGAGCUGAGCGGAAACUGAUGUUGGACUGACACUCUGCAGAGAAUUACCAGUACCUCCUACGUAAGCAGCAGCUCUGCCAGACCCACAGGGCUCUCGGCUGGAUUUCUGCCACUCUCCUUUCUUCCAGAUGCCCUCUUAAGUUCCUCUCUUCCGUCCUUUUUUCCAUCAUUUCUUCCUUCCUUAAUUUUUUAAAUGGUUUUUAUUAAGUCAUGGUCAUUUAUUUAGAUGGACAUUGCUUCUCAAAUAACAUAAACAAUAUUACGUGCCACGUGGCUGCUUUAGUGAUUUUGCAAGAAGAGCACAGUUUUAAGACAACUCAGUGAAAUUAACCAAAGAUGAAGCUUUGGCUUUGUGCUGAUCAAAUUGUAAACACCUUCCUAAGCUGGCAGCACACCUGCAAAAUGCAGCACGUCGCUUACUGUGUUAAGACUGGGCUCCACGAGCUACAGAGAAAAUACUUGUUGAGAUACAGGGUCGGAGGGGUUCAGAAUGCUUACUUCCAGGGGGCCCCCGUGCUUCUCACGUGGCUGAAUUGUUUACAAGCCUACUUGUUAAAACGGAAGGCCUUUUUUUUUCCUGCUGCCUUUUCCCAAAGUGGUUAGGUUUGAAAAAUAGGUAACAAUGAUAAUAUAUUAUUUGUGUGUUUUAAGCCAUUUCCCAAACAGGGGGCUAGCAUGCUUAUUUUAAAUAUAACAUUGACCCACAUCAUGAUGCUUUAGAUGUCCCUUUUCAUGUGGAUGUGAGACAUACAAGUCACUCACUGUUAGACUUCGGUCUCCACUUCGUGCCUGUAGAGCUUUGGGGAAGGGGGCGGGUCUCUCUCCAGUUCCUCUGGCAGAUAUGUUACCUUCAAUAAGUAAUGAUUUGGAGGAGAUUUACAUUGUAACAUCUAUUAAAAGUCAUUUAAACCAAAGUAGCGGGCUUUAUUCUUGGUAUCUGAAGCCUGCCCUGGCCAGCUUCUUUCCAUGACUUCACUCCCCUUCCUUAUCACUUUGGUCUGUGCAAACCAGCCUCACUAAGACAUUAGUUGGUUAAGUUACCAUGCUUUUGCACCCUUCUGCUUCCUCGAGUGGUGCUGCUUGACACGUCGGUGGGGGAGUUACUGAACGUGUUUCCAGGGAAGAAAGAACAUUUGCUGAUUCUCUAGUAAUAAGGCACUUUAUCAGGACCUGGUUUGUGUUGCUCUGUGAUUUCUGUCACUCCAGAUGGAAAGCAUUUCAAAAUGCCAACUCUGACAGCACAGCGAUCCUUUGCUAAUGUCGGGGGGAAGGAAUCCGAGUUCCUCAUCUCUCCUUUGUCAGCUGUUCUGCUGUCACUGGAGGCUCUGUUGGAUGUCAUAUUUAAUAGACCGUAAUUAGCAAUAUACUGUACUUCUAAAUGCAGGAAAACUGAAUGACACUUUUAAGACGAUGACCAUUAUCAAAACAAAAUGUAUAAUUUCUUAAUUUGAAUAAUAAAUUAAGUGUUUAAAUGCUAUUUGUAGUCUUGAUAUACAAAAAUAAAAUAACUAGGGUUUUGUCUUUGGUUUUAUUUUUACCUUAGGUUGUUUUAUGUUCUGUAUCUUCUUUACUUAUUAAUUUGUAUAUUUUGUUACUCAUAUUUUGAAAGUGGAAUAUUUGGGGAUGAAGAAAAAUUGGCAAUUACACUUUAGUUUUUUUCUCA
Messenger RNA from Loxodonta africana (African savanna elephant), 5043 nucleotides. RefSeq names its product ubiquitin protein ligase E3C (gene UBE3C). Gene Ontology annotation, molecular function: protein binding; ubiquitin protein ligase activity. Gene Ontology annotation, biological process: protein polyubiquitination; ubiquitin-dependent protein catabolic process. The transcript has 23 exons. NCBI's taxonomy places the organism in Eukaryota, Metazoa, Chordata, Mammalia, Proboscidea, Elephantidae. The coding region runs from base 134 to 3388 and encodes 1084 amino acids. The record is from RefSeq and is a predicted model, not a curated record.